This is a messenger RNA of Nicotiana tabacum (common tobacco), 315 nucleotides long. The record is from RefSeq and is a predicted model, not a curated record. NCBI's taxonomy places the organism in Eukaryota, Viridiplantae, Streptophyta, Magnoliopsida, Solanales, Solanaceae.
AUGGCAAUGAGCAAAGCUGCAAUAGAGGUCACUUGGCUUUCUCGGUUGGUAGCUGAUUUUGUCCUACGUAUCGCGCGCAAUCCAGUCUUUCAUGAACAGAUUAAAUAUAUCGAGUUGGAUUGCCAUUUCAUCAAGGGUAAGCUUGGUGAUGGACUAAUCAGUUUGGGCCAUGUUUCUAGUGAUGCUCAGGUUGUUGAUGUCCUUAAGAAAGCUCUUCUUGGGCCUGUAUAUCAUUUUCAUCUUUGCAAGUUGGGGGUCUUGUCACCCUCCAACUUGAAGAGGGUUGUUAGACUAGGCCUAGUUGACGUAGGUUAA